Molecule: messenger RNA, 1365 nt
Organism: Penicillium bovifimosum
Lineage: Eukaryota; Fungi; Ascomycota; Eurotiomycetes; Eurotiales; Aspergillaceae
Product: tRNA-dihydrouridine(20) synthase (NAD(+))
Exons: 1
Coding region: 1-1365 (454 amino acids)
Biological process (GO): tRNA dihydrouridine synthesis
Cellular component (GO): cytoplasm
Molecular function (GO): flavin adenine dinucleotide binding; tRNA dihydrouridine synthase activity
Source: RefSeq, a predicted model, not a curated record
AUGGCAACUCUCGCAACAGCACCCACCGCCGCCAUGGUGCCUCGCGUGCCCAUUCCCCCCAAAGGCGUCGACUACCGCAACAAGAUCGUGCUGGCGCCCAUGGUCCGCUCCGGCGAACUGCCCUCCCGCCUCCUAGCCCUAAAAUACGGCGCCGACCUCGUCUGGGGCCCCGAAACAGUCGACAAAUCUCUCAUCGGCGCCGAACGCCGCAUAAACCCCCGCAACGGCACAGUGGAGUUCACCCGCAUGCCCAGCAACGGCGGGCGCCCCGACAAAGCAGUCAAAGAAUCCAUCAUCUACCGAUUAGACCCGGUGCGCGAAAAGGGCCGUCUCGUCUUCCAAAUGGGAACCGCGAACCCAGAUCUCGCGGUCCAGGCAGCCCGCGUCGUGGCGGCUGAUGUCUCAGGCAUUGAUGUGAACUCGGGGUGUCCGAAGCCGUUCUCAACGCACAGCGGAAUGGGCGCUGCGCUAUUGCGCACGCCGGAUCUGCUUGUAUCGAUUCUUGAGGCUCUCGUUAAGGAAGUCGGCGAACCGUUCCAGAUUGGCAUCUCGGUUAAAAUUCGUAUCCUCUCCGAUCCGGAAGAAACAAAGACUCUCGUCUCCCGUCUUGUGAAGACAGGUAUCACGGGUCUGACAGUCCACUGCCGGACGACUCCCAUGCGGCCCCGUGAACGCGCAAUCCGCGACCAGCUCCGCAUGAUAGCUGAGAUAUGCCAUGAAGCCGGCGUAGCAUGCGUUAUGAACGGCGACGUAACCUCCCGCGACGAGGGAUUGGCGCUUAUGACCGAGUACGGCGUCGACGGCGCCAUGAUUGCGACGGCGGCUGAGUCGAAUUCAUCCUGUUUCCGCACCAAGGCGGACGGCGGUCUCGCGCCGUGGCAGGAGGUUGUUCAUGAGUAUAUGUGUCUCUGCAUGGAGGUCGAGAACCGUAUGGCGAAUACGAAGUAUCUACUCAAUAACCUGAUUCCCGGGAAGAACAAGGAAUUCAAUAAUGCGAAGAUGGCAAAGACGUACCUCGAUAUCUGUCGGGCGUUGAAAUUCGACGAUCUGCUGCCUGCUGCUGUGCGGACGGAUGAGUUGCUGGGUCUUGCGGAGAAGUGGGAGAAAGCGCCUGAUCAGCCGGCUGACGUGCAGAGCAAGGAGACUAAGACUAAGGCCGUGCGCGAUGCUAUGGAGUCGGAGUCUGCGAGGGCGGCAGGUGGUGCUGGUGGUCGUGUUAAGGCUGCCGCGCCGGUUGCGCAUGCCGGUGGCCCUGUUCGGCGGGCUUCUGCGCCAAGGCCGAAGGUUGCUGCUGUUAAUGCUGAGCAGCCGGCUGUUGAGGCUACUGCUUCGCAGACGCAGACGCAGACCCAGGUGACGGCCUGA